ACGAUAGCACCGAUGACAGCUACGAAAAACUGAAAAAUGUACAUUUUUCAGGUCGUUCGACCAAGUUUGUUCGUAGAAAAAGUUUGAGAAGGGCUAACGAAUACCAUCCUCCUUGUCACGCGCGAACGCAGAAUCGCACAGGUAAAAAGGAGAAUCCUAUUCGGAAUAAGCUGGGCGUUUGACGAGAUCGGUUUCGUAUGCGUGUGCACACCAUCGCCGUCGGCAAGAAUAUCACGGCGGCCUCCUCUCUCGCAAGAAGAGGAGGCCGUGCAAGAAACGGAGUCGCGUGUGUACGGUGCGCGAAUGUAGUGGGAAAGACGGACAAAUGCAGCAAACACACACACACACACACAGACACACGCACGAGACCGUGCGCGAAGUGCACGGGGUCCUCCUAGCGAGGAGAGGGCCCCUCGUGAGCUCGUCGAGCAACUCCUUCUCACGAUUGAGUCAUCCGGCACAGGAAAAGGACCACCUGGUGAGGAGAGUCAACGAUGUAUCUAACGAUAUAGACCGUUUCGCCCUCGUGGCUCCUUCCUCUUAUCCCCGUCGACCGAACUCGAUUCGAUUCGACUCGACUCGUCUGGACGUUGUUCUCUUCCUCCUCUUCUGCUCUUGCUCUCUUCGUCCUCCCUCAACCUCUUUCUGUGCCCAUCUUACGUUCGACGCAUCUCGCUGGAUCCUUUCGGUAAUUUUACCGUAAUUUAUUCCAUCGUUCGGUUAUCAAGGUGUCGUGGAAAAUAGUUGUUUAUAGUUUCGCGAUACGUUCAACGUUCGUCAUACGUUCUUAUUCCUCAUCUGUUAUUCGAAUAAACUUCCUCUUUCGCUUUCCAUGAAACGAGCUUUUUUCGAAUUCUCAAACGUCGCGUCGAGUCGAGAAACGACGGAUGAAAAUCGACGAAGAGAUCCGUUUCAGCCAUAUGGUUUUCGUAGAAACGUAAAUCGCGUACGCAUGAAAAACUCGCAUCUGGCCACGCGCAAGCAUCGACGUGUGUACGUACAGUGGCUCGCAGAAGUAAUCGUAUUUUCUCCACCAAUGAUCUCUAGUAUCAUCUCUAGUAUGAUCUCUAGUACAUUUAGAACAAGAUUUUAUAGGAUUUUUAGCGUUAAAAAAAUAUAAGCGCUGUAUUAGCUAUUUGAGUUUAAGGCUGCACGAAUACUUGCGCGAGUCCACUGUAUGCGCAGAACUCGCGAGCUGGAUGGCAUCGCGCGACAAAACCGUGAAACGGUGCCGAAGAGUGUAUGGUUUUUUGCUUAAAGGGGAUUUGCAGAUUGCACACCUGUGCGUAGCUUGGCUGAGGAAAGACCUCACCUGUCGAGCAACCGGUCUCCAUUGACUUUUUCUUCGUUUACGUACACUCACUUUGCUCUCUGCUCUCCACUCCACUCUACUGUCCACUCUCCACUUUCUGCUCUUCACCCCUUCGUCCUCCGCCCGCUGCGUUUCGUUUUUCAUCCCUCUCAACCUGCACUCAUUCAGUCCUUGCACCCUUCGAUUUUCAUUUCCUGUUUUUCACUCGGACUUUUAAUCGGGAAAGCAUCGGGAAGGUAUACUUUUAAGUAUCGCGUAUACACGCGUUACACCAUAAAAUCUGACAAGGUUAAAUAGAACGCGAGGAAAGAAAGUUGCGGUCUUACAUAAAGACUAAAGGAAGAAGAUAAAGAAUGCAUUUACCCGAUUACUUUUAUUCCACCGUUUAACCAUCUAUUCUUGGAAUUGAAGAGUUCGUUCCGUGGAACAUGGAGUGUCGCCUACUUUCUUAACGCUUUCCCCAAGUGUCCACUAUCGAAACAAAAAGCGGCAACAACUGCAACCUACAUUUUUUAACGUAGAAAACUGAAACAAAGUGCAAACUUGGCUGACUUUAACACCAAAAAAAGGCCUCUACCGUUUCCUGAAAUCGAAUACAGCGAUCGAAGAUCGUAAUCUCCGAUCUCAGUCCUGGAUAGGUACUGGAAUCGCGAGACUCGCGAGAUCUAUGAAUAGAAAGGCUGCCGAACCAAGCGAAGGGAGGGCAAAGUGUUAAAGGGUUCCGUGGACGAUUAUCGUCGCGUAGCGUGCCCCGGGACAGCCGAUGAUCAACGAUCGAGCGGUGAUCUCGUGGUCUCGAGGCUUGAAAAUCCGUCGGACGGUCUUUAACGAUCGACACUGAGCGACUUUAGAGGCAAAUUAUCGGGCCUCGGGCAAUUACCAGGUGGGGGUCCGAUAUAGAGUGAAGCGGUUUGAGAGUUCCGAGAAUCGGUCGUGGCUAAAAAUAAGAUCCCACCCGGGAGCGGUGAUUAUGUUCCGAAAAAAGCGAACUGGGCGAAACGCUCUCCUCAGCGUGUGCAGGUGCCGCCGAUGAGACCAGGAGAGAGAGAGAGAUAAAAAGAAACAGAGUGGGGGGAUGAAAAAAAAAGAAAAAGAGAAAAGAAGAACGGAACCGAGAAGCCGUCGUGUGUUCGAGAAUCUCGCGUUGCCCCGCAUCGCCUCGCAUAAGAAGGUCCCUUUCGUCCCGCGCAUUGCUAUGCAGUACCGUGCCGUGCCGUGCUGCUCUGCGCUUCGGCUCCGCUUAAUGAAGUUGUCGGUUCAGGACGUUUACAGGUGGGGCCUACCUGCGUGUGGUCCAUUCACUGCGACUGCCGCGGGACUGGUUAGGAGCGCUUUACAUCUUUACUUUUACCUCUCGAACCGCCUCGAGACCGUGGAGGCUCGAUGAGCGUGUUCUCCGAGAGGGCCGUCGUCGUCAUCAUCGUCGUCGUCGUCGUCGUCGUCGUUGUCGUCGUUGUCGUCGUUGUCGUCGUUGUUGUCGUUGUUAUCGUAGAGGAUGUCUGCCCCUGUCAAGACACAGUCGCGGAAAGGCUGUUAUUACGGCCACAACAAAGUGAGAUAGAGCGCGAAGGAAGGGAGUUUUUCGAGUGGUGGAUCGUAGGGAUACCAAAACUUACGAAUACGUAUACCCUGAGGCCUCUCGGAGAUCGAAAGGAAUCCAGGCCACUUAUCCUUUGGAGGCCCCUUACGCUCUCCUUGGAGGCUUUCGGUGUAUUCAAACUAAACUAUUUUUGGCCAGAGAGGAAUAGGUAUUCUUGGUAUCAGGACCGAUAUUAGAGCGUUUUUUUUUUUCGGUCUACUAGAUGGACUCAGCCGGCCAGGCUUGGUCGGUAGACCCUUGUAGACGGUUCUACAUGCUUAAAGAGGCCGAUGGUAGGAGAGUUAUAUUCGUUUCGUUAUUGAAAAAUUAGACUCGGACCGAACUCGAUCAAUGAUCUCCUUUAAAUCUGUUCUCAAUCGCGUUAGCUUCCGUUCGUAAGGCGCUUGUUCUUGUU
This is a messenger RNA of Hylaeus volcanicus, 3306 nucleotides long. RefSeq lists its product as uncharacterized. The record is from RefSeq and is a predicted model, not a curated record. NCBI's taxonomy places the organism in Eukaryota, Metazoa, Arthropoda, Insecta, Hymenoptera, Colletidae.